Messenger RNA from Dunckerocampus dactyliophorus (ringed pipefish), 2241 nucleotides. It is a transcript of the gene sys1, whose product is annotated as SYS1 golgi trafficking protein. The coding region runs from base 198 to 686 and encodes 162 amino acids. Gene Ontology annotation, biological process: Golgi to endosome transport; protein localization to Golgi apparatus; Golgi to plasma membrane protein transport. Lineage: Eukaryota; Metazoa; Chordata; Actinopteri; Syngnathiformes; Syngnathidae. The record is from RefSeq and is a predicted model, not a curated record. Gene Ontology annotation, cellular component: Golgi membrane; trans-Golgi network. The transcript is spliced from 4 exons.
AGCACUUUUCCGGUUCACCGUGGUGACUUGUAUGUUUUCAUAGGACUUGUCUGGUUGGAACAAGGGCCUGUAUCUUAUCACACAUAAGAAACACCUUGGAUUCUUUUUACAAGCGGCACCCUUUUCUGACUUCAAUGUUCAGAUAUUGAGAUACUACUCUGUGGAUGGCCAGCUGAAAGCAUCCUUUGGACCUGCACAUGCACUUUCAGUCCACAAUGAGCAGUCACUUCCGUAGUUACAUCUGGGACCCCAUCCUGAUUGUGUGUCAGAUAGUGUUGAUGCAGUGUAUCUACUACAGCUUUCUGGGCUUGUGGUUGGCAGGAGUAGACAGUCUGGUGGAAACACAUCGCUCGCUUGACCAGAUUUUCAGCUAUGAAGUCCUGGGUUUUGCAACAAUGCAGGGGAGACUCUCAAUGAUGGCCUUUGUUUUGAACUCUCUUACCUGUGCUCUCGGCCUGUGGUUCUUCAUCCGCCGAGGGAAACAGUGCCUGGACUUCACCGUCACUGUGCACUUCUUCCAUUUAAUUGGCUGUUGGAUUUAUAAUUCUCAUCUUCCCUCCUCCCUGUCCUGGUGGCUCGUCAAUGUGGCCUGCAUGGCGUUGAUGGCGGUAAUCGGAGAGUACUUGUGCAUGCGGACUGAGCUCAGGGCCAUCCCGGUCAAUUCCGGACCCAAGUCUAAUCUUUGAAUUCUAUGUUUUUGGGACACAUGCUGCUAAUGGACAGUUGACUCCAAAGGAACAUUUCUCACAGGAGGAUCAUUUUCCUCUGCUCAAAAAAAGUGAACAUGGCACAUGUGAUGGACUGGAUUGUUGUAUCUGCUUGCAUCAGAUGCACUGGCCUAUUUAUUACCAACUGCCUAUUUAACCAUGACAGGUUUUAUCUCUGCAGCAUAUUAACACACACACUUUAAUUCUUAUCUGAGAGGAUGUUGGCUGCCUCUCUUUUCUGAACUUUAUGUGAACUGCUACAUUUAAUUUCUUGUUCUUUUCCCUCAGGAUUCAGUACAGUGAUAUACAGUAUAUAUGAGCCCCUCAUCAAGGUUUAAGAUAUUAUUCCUAUAGCCUAGGUCACAACUGGACGUACAAUUUUUUUUGGCUGUGCGAUUUUGGUGUUUACCAAAUUGCUGCAUUUUUGUUAGUUUUUUUGUUCGUGAAGAACGUAGUUGUGGUGACCAUGAAGGAGUAACAUCUUGACACGCAUAGAGGAUGUAUCAAAUAUCUGAAUGUGCGUUGGCCGCACUAAUUACGUACGUGUGGUGAACGACACAAAUAGUACUCCGCAAGUGCGACAUGAAAAAUUAUAACAUUUUGCCCAAACAUGACAACAGAAAAACGUACAAAAGACCGAUGUUGGCCGUACGGACGAUGCAAGAAGACGUAUGCAAUGCAUAAGUUUGUCUUGCAACCUAAAAUAAAACGUAUGCGCCCGUAGAGUUUGUUUGACGUGACAAAGAACCUCUGCGGCCAGUCUACAGCGCAAAAAUCAGCAUGUCACACACACACCUUCUGUGUGUUUCUUGCAUUAUUUUGCAUGUGGACCGACCGUAGGAGCCCGUACAACCGGUUGUGACCUAGGCUUAUAGAAAGUAACCCGUUCAAACUUAUGUUAAAUGUCUUCAUCUGGCUGCAAGCUGGUUUGAGUUUAAAACAAACAUUAGCGUCAUUUGAAGCAGGUGUUGUAGUUACAGUUUACCCUCCUACAGUCAACAGACACUCAUUUGCACACUUGUCAAGUUUCAGAAAGCUAUGUCUGCUAGUUAAUGUUUUCAUGUAUUUUUUGAUCAACAGCUUAAAUAUAGGGUAGCAUGUUUCAGCUCUACACUAAGACUUGGUUUAGGUCCAAUCGAGCUUGCUAAGUAUUGUCCUUUGCCAAAUUAGUUUUGUAUUUUACACAGCGAGCGUUAUAGUUCCCUCUCCCCUUGUUAUCAUAUAUUAUGCCAACGUGACGGCCACCAGCUGUGUCCUGACAACACAACGUCCCUGUUCCUGAAAAUGCUGUCACACUUUUUGGAGCUGCAACAUCAAAAAUUCAUUUGAUGCGUGACACAAAUAGUUCAGGAACAGUUUUAGCAUUGAUAUUUUGAGAUUUUUAAACUUUGUCUUAAUUAAUUAAGUGGUUUGAUGGUACAUCUGCAUUCUGUUUGCUGAUUUGCAAGAUUUAAGUUGUAGUUUUGUGUGAAGGAAUAUCAGGGCCACAUGGAAAAGGAAAAAAAAUGAGAAUAAAGUCGUAGUUUUAUGAGAA